UCAGUAAUUCAGUUGAGACUCGAAUCUCGAGCAUACUGCAUAAAUAAUAGACCUACAAAGAAAUACUUCAAAUAGUUCAAAUACAUUAUUAAAUAUUAAUUGUUAUGUCUAUGAUCUCUAGUCUAAAGUGUCUGUAAUCUGUAUUUUCAAUUCUGUUGUUUGAUUUCAACUUUCAUCUCUGUAUCUUUAUUAUUUUUAUUUAUCUAUUUACUAACAUUAAAAAAAUUUAAAUAAUAUAUUAAAAUGGAAAAAGCAUUAGAAAGUAUUUUUAACACCAAAAUAAAAAAAUUGGAUAUAUCUAUUAAUGAAGGCUGCAUUAAUAAUAGUUCAGUUUAUGAAACAGAAGACAAUAAAUUAUUAUUUGUUAAAGAUAAUUCAAAACCAGGGUCAGAUAAGAUGUUCAAUGGUGAAUUAGAAGGCCUUAAAGCAAUAUGUAGUACAAAUACUAUUUCAACUCCUUAUCCUAUUGCCACUGGCUGCACAAAUAGUGGUCAACAUUUUAUUGUAAUGGAUUAUUGGAAAAUGAGUUCUUUAAAUACAAGUUGUUCAUCAGAAUUAGGCAUUCAAUUAGCAGAAAUGCAUAUGUUUAAUUUAAAAGAGGGUCAACCACGUAUAAACAAAUUUGGAUUUCAUGUUGAAACUUGUUGUGGAUUUUUACCUCAAAAUAAUACAUGGACUGAUGAUUGGAUUACAUUCUACGUUGAAAAUCGUUUAAAUUAUCAAAUACAGUUGCUGCAAUCAAACUCAGGAAACAGUAUAAAAAAAAAAAAAAUCAUUGAAAAUUAUUGGCCUCAACUGAAACAUAUAAUUCCCAAAUUCUUUGAGGGGAUUGAAGUUAAACCUUCACUACUUCAUGGAGACUUGUGGCCAGGAAAUAUUGCUCAAUCAAAUUCAAAACCAGUUAUUUUCGAUCCUGCUACGUUUUAUGGGCAUCAUGAAUAUGAUAUUGCUUCCAUUUCAUUAUUUGGAGGUGUUUCUAAAGAAUUUUUUGAAGCAUAUUUUAAAAGAAUACCUAAGUCUAAUGGGUUUGAAAAUAGAAAGUUGUUAUAUCAUUUAUUCCAUUAUUUAAAUCAUUGGAAUCAUUUUGGAGGAAGUUAUGUCAACUUAACAAUAGAUACUUUUAAAUCAUUACUUAAUUCUUAUUAGUUAUUAAUAUUUUGAUAUAUUUAUAGUCUUGUGAAAUAUAUUUUUUUAUAACACAAUUAUUAAAUGAUAAUGAAAUAUAUUAAAACACAUAAAAUAUAUUAAAAAUUAUUAUGUAACAGUUAUUAUGGUAGAGAGGAGAUACUCUACUACUCUAGCAACUACCACCAGGUCCAGGUGUGAGGGUGCAGGAGUCGUUCUGCAGCUAUUGCCUCAGAUACUAAUGGCUAAUGAUUAAUAAGUAAAAAAAAUGAGGUUUUAAAAACGUUAUAAAAUAUUUUUAUUUUUUAAUUUCCUUUAUGAGUUAUAUGUAUUGUUUUAUGUUUAAUAAAUUAUAAAUAGUUAACACAUGGAAA
Molecule: messenger RNA, 1499 nt
Organism: Rhopalosiphum padi (bird cherry-oat aphid)
Lineage: Eukaryota; Metazoa; Arthropoda; Insecta; Hemiptera; Aphididae
Product: ketosamine-3-kinase-like
Exons: 6
Coding region: 244-1146 (300 amino acids)
Source: RefSeq, a predicted model, not a curated record